Meriones unguiculatus (Mongolian gerbil) is the source of this 4427-nucleotide messenger RNA. RefSeq names its product cadherin 20 (gene Cdh20). The transcript has 12 exons. The coding region runs from base 703 to 3108 and encodes 801 amino acids. The record is from RefSeq and is a predicted model, not a curated record. Gene Ontology annotation, cellular component: catenin complex; plasma membrane; adherens junction. Gene Ontology annotation, biological process: cell morphogenesis; cell-cell junction assembly; calcium-dependent cell-cell adhesion. Gene Ontology annotation, molecular function: calcium ion binding; cadherin binding. Lineage: Eukaryota; Metazoa; Chordata; Mammalia; Rodentia; Muridae.
UCCCUGCCCUCUGUUCUCUUUCUCUGGGUUAGCACUUUCUAACUCCCCCAGCCAAUAAAGGAGUUUAAACAUUUAAAUGCGCUUUAAAAACUGCAUUUAAAGAAUUAACCCAUUUUGCCCCUCGCUGGUCUAAACCACAGGGUGCCAACCGGACUUUAAUUGCUUUCUUCUGGUGGGGCUCCAGACAGCUCCUCAGAAGGAAGGAGCGCACAUUUCUGGCACCAAUUGGCUAAUUCAAUUUACUUCAACAGCAUUAGCCUCUGUCAGAAUAUUCAUGAGCAGGGGAGCCAGGACCGCGGAACAGGCAGGCGGCAGCCACUCCGGCUAGGGAAGGCGCGAGGGAGGGGAAGAAGCGGACCUCUCGCCGCGCUUAGGGAACGGUGACCACGAGGACCAGGCAGCUUUUCUCACCCUCCCGGCAGAGAGCUGGGGGCCGCGGGCAUCGGCGGGUUUGCCGCGCUUGUCAUCAGCUCUCAACUCCCAGUGAUUGCGCGGAGACUUUGGAAACAUCCGAAGGCAGCAGAGCUGUGACACUUUUGACUCGCGGGGGGAAGGGGGGUGGGGCGGGGGCAGAGAGGCGAGCUGGGGCCAAGGGACUCAGCAGUACACCCGUUCGUCCAAUGAGGAAGGCAGAGAUGUGAGCUGGACAGCCGCCACCGAGGAGUCUCAACGCCUCCGGAGAGUCGCCGGCUAUUCCAGCCCAUGUGGACCACUGGUAGAAUGAACAAUGCAAAGAGCUGGCUUGGACUUGGCACAACCUUGUACUUCUGGACACUGAUGGACCUCAUGACCACCGUUCUCUCCAGCACUCCAAGGCCAGGAGUCGAAUUAGAAACGCUCCCCUUAGAUGGAUCACAGUCACAUCUGAGAAGCAAGAGGAGCUGGGUUUGGAAUCAGUUUUUCGUCCUGGAAGAGUAUACUGGAACCGACCCUUUGUAUGUCGGGAAGCUUCACUCAGACAUGGACAGAGGAGAUGGAUCCAUCAAAUACAUUCUUUCAGGAGAAGGAGCAGGCAUCGUGUUUACAAUUGACGACACCACUGGAGACAUUCAUGCCAUUCAGAGGCUUGACAGAGAGGAAAGAGCCCAAUACACUUUGAGGGCUCAAGCCCUAGACAGGCGGACGGGCCGACCAAUGGAGCCAGAGUCAGAGUUCAUUAUCAAAAUCCAAGAUAUCAAUGACAACGAGCCCAAGUUCCUGGAUGGGCCUUAUGUUGCCACUGUGCCAGAAAUGUCACCAGUAGGUACCUCUGUUAUCCAAGUGACAGCCACAGAUGCUGAUGACCCAACAUAUGGCAACAGUGCCCGGGUAGUGUACAGUAUUCUCCAGGGCCAGCCGUAUUUUUCUGUGGACUCCAGAACAGGUGUAAUCAGAACAGCACUCAUGAACAUGGACAGAGAAGCCAAAGAAUACUACGAAGUGAUUAUCCAAGCCAAGGAUAUGGGAGGGCAGCUUGGAGGGUUAGCUGGGACCACCACAGUCAACAUCACCCUCUCAGACGUCAAUGAUAAUCCACCCCGCUUUCCCCAAAAACAUUAUCAGAUGAGUGUGCUAGAAUCUGCUCCAAUUAGCUCUACUGUGGGGAGAGUGUUUGCCAAGGACUUGGAUGAAGGAAUCAAUGCAGAGAUGAAGUACACCAUUGUGGAUGGAGACGGUGCAGAGGCUUUUGAUAUUAAUACAGACCCAAAUUUCCAAGUUGGCAUCAUAACUGUAAAGAAGCCCCUGAGUUUUGAAAGCAAGAAAAGCUACACCCUGAAGGUGGAAGGAGCCAAUCCUCACCUAGAGAUGCGUUUUCUGAACCUUGGCCCAUUUCAGGACACAACAACGGUGCACAUCAGUGUGGAGGAUGUGGAUGAGCCCCCUGUGUUUGAGCCUGGAUUUUAUUUUGUGGAGGUGCCUGAGGAUGUGACAAUUGGGACAACCAUCCAGAUCAUUUCUGCCAAGGACCCAGAUGUGACCAACAACUCAAUCAGAUACUCCAUUGACAGAAGCAGUGACCCUGGGAGAUUUUUCUACGUUGACAUUACAACAGGUGCUCUAAUGACUGCAAGACCACUGGACAGAGAAGAGUACUCUUGGCAUAACAUAACUGUCCUUGCUAUGGAAAUGAACAAUCCCUCCCAAGUGGGAAGUGUCACUGUCACAAUCAAAGUCUCAGAUGUGAAUGACAAUGCUCCAGAGUUUCCCAGAUUCUAUGAAGCUUUUAUCUGUGAGAAUGCCAAAGCUGGACAGCUGAUCCAGACAGUGAGUGCCGUGGAUAAAGAUGACCCUCACAAUGGUCAGCAUUUCUACUACAGUUUGGCUCCUGAGGCUGCUAACAACCCCAACUUUACUGUCAGGGACAACCAAGAUAACACUGCUCGGAUUCUAACCAGGAGGUCCGGCUUUCGACAGAAGGAGCAGAGUGUCUUCUACCUCCCCAUCCUCAUAGCGGACAGCGGACAGCCCGUGCUCAGCAGCACUGGCACUCUUACCAUCCAAGUGUGCAGCUGCAAUGAUGAUGGCCAAGUCAUGUCCUGCAGCCCAGAGGCCUACAUGCUCCCAGUCAGUUUGAGCCGGGGUGCCCUCAUCGCCAUCCUGGCCUGCAUCUUUGUCCUCUUAGUGCUGGUGCUGCUCAUCCUGUCCUUGCGGCGGCACCGGAAACAGCCCUACAUCAUCGACGACGACGAGAACAUCCACGAGAACAUUGUGCGCUACGACGACGAGGGGGGAGGCGAGGAGGACACGGAGGCCUUCGACAUCGCGGCCAUGUGGAACCCGCGCGAGGCGCAGGCGGGCACCGCCCCCAAGACGCGGCAGGACAUGCUCCCCGAGAUCGAGAGCCUCUCCCGACACGUGCCUCAGGCCUGCGCGGUCAGCAGCACCGUCCACAGCUACGUGCUGGCCAAGCUCUACGAGGCCGACAUGGACCUGUGGGCCCCGCCCUUCGACUCCCUGCAGACCUACAUGUUUGAGGGGGACGGCUCCGCGGCCGGCUCGCUCAGCUCCCUGCAGUCGGCCCCGUCGGACUCGGAGCAGAGUUUCGACUUCCUCACGGACUGGGGGCCCCGCUUCCGGAAACUCGCCGAACUCUACGGGGUGUCGGAAGGGCCUGCAUCCUUGUGGUGACGGAAGCCAGGAGGCGAACACGCAUCCAAAUUCAGACGUUCUCAAAGGCCGCUUCUCACCCCUGAGGUGUGGCCACCACAGGAGCAAUACGAUGCUGGACAGUGAGGAUGGGCCUGAGUGGACCAAGCGGAGCUCUCUCUGGAUCAGCUUUACUUGGUUAGACUAAGUUAAAUAAUCAAAAGGAAACCCAGAAAGAAGAGGGCAGGAUCUCCAAUUACCUUUUUAAUUUCUUCUUUUAAAUGUUUGGGGUUUUUUUGUUUUGUUUUGUUUUGUUUUUUGUUUUUGUUUUGUUUUGUUUGGACACGGCAAAGUUUUAAAGUAGUAAAUGAAAGCUUGGCUUUUUUGUUUCUAACUCACCGAGGUCGUUGUCACUUUGCCACCACGAAAAGGCGUCACUGUUAAGUACAGAGAUGGUAGGUGAAGGCAGGAAACAAGUCCUACUCUAGAAUCUGUUUUAUCUUUAUUCUCCAUUUCAGAUUGUUUUUCGGCAUCAUUAGAUCUGCGGAAACCAACCCACAUACAAAAAAAAAAAAAAAAUCACUGAAAAAUCAUUUCUCAGUGAAAUUAUCCUACUUGUUCUAAGAUGGGUGGUAUUUCUUUUUACCCUUUUGAGACAAGGUUAAGACUGACUCAGCCUUGCAUGGGGGAUGGGCGGGAAGGGUGGGAGAAGGAAGAGACAUUGAUUUGUGCUCAAGUUUAACAGCUGAACCAAGAGUUGGCAUGACAGCUGAUCCAGCGCCAAUGAGUCAGAGCUCACUGUUCUCCUCUCAGCUCUUUAUGCCCCUGCAAGUGUCAGAAUGAAACUGGAAAGGCUGCCUCUUUUGCACUGUAGAUGUCUCUUCCAUGUGCCAAAUGUGGAGAUUAGAUGCAACAAAUGAAAGCCAAAUAAAAAAAAGUAUCUGAUAAAAGCAUGGGUUAGAGGGCUUUCCUAAUCUGUGUAAAGUCAAUCCAAGGGAUGUUUACAUACUGUAGAUAACCUACUUGAACAAAAUCAGUAUUAUAGAGAAGAAAUGGAUGUAAGAGGAUUACAUGUAAAAGUUUUGUAUAUUUGUUAAUAAUUUUGUUAAUAAAUAUGAUGUACUACAUCUCAGUACCUUAGGAAUUCUUUUAAUAAAAGCUAAAUAGGAGGAAAGGUGUACUUUAAGUUGGUUUUGUUAUUGGGCAUGGAACUUUAUGAUUCUGAUUGACCGAGGGGGUUGCCGGGAUGGGAACUCAUUCAUAACACAGAAGAAAUGUCAGAGAUACUUGAGGCUGUGUGUUCUAUUUUGAUAACUUACCAGGUUAAUGAUAUGGAUUAAACUUUUUUUAAAUAACAAUUU